CUCAGUCCCGGUGUCCCGGAGUCCAGGCUGGCUAGCUGAGAUGACUUCCCUGGGUUUGGUGAUGGAGAACAGCCAGGUGCUCCCCGCCUUUCUGCUCUGCAGCACACUGCUGGUCAUCAAGAUGUACGCGGUGGCUGUCAUCACAGGCCAAGUCAGGCUGCGGAAGAAGGCUUUUGCCAACCCCGAGGACGCGUUGAAACGUGGAGGUCUCCAGUACUGCAGGAGUGACCCAGAUGUGGAGCGCUGCCUCAGAGCCCACCGCAACGACAUGGAGACGAUCUACCCCUUCCUCUUCCUUGGUUUCGUCUACUCAUUCCUGGGACCCAACCCUCUCAUCGCCUGGAUACAUUUCCUCGUGGUCCUCACAGGCCGUGUGGUACACACCGUGGCCUACCUGGGCAAAAUGAACCCACGCAUUCGCUCCGGGGCCUAUGUUCUGGCCCAGUUCGCCUGUUUCUCCAUGGCCCUACAGAUCCUCUGGGAAGUGGCCCACCAUCUGUGACCAGCAGCUGAAGCCUCCUCAGAUACCACAAUGGGGGACGGAGCCAUGAAGGCUGAACCAGAGGACUUGGUGCCCCUUCUAGAACAGGGAUGGGCUCAGGUCCAGGGUUCCUGGCUAAGCUAGGUGUGUGGAUCUCUGAGCCUAAUGUGCAAAUGUGUGUCUUAGCCUUUUGGGACCCUGGGUGAUGUGUCCGAUUAGAACCGCUUACAGAUUGACAGAACAUCCUUCACCUCACAAAUGCCUUAAACUUCCUCUUACCCAUAAAGCAAAGGACAGAAGAUUGUCCAACAGAGCCAUCAUGCCAUAUAGGGCUAAGGAUGAGGGCUUCUCAGACCUACCUGUAAUUCUGGCACAGCCAGAGGAGAGACACGUGACUGGUGUGUGUCUCAGGGCGUCCUCACAAGAGGCCCAGCAGUGGCCGGCUCCCAGUGGAAGUAGGGUGCCAAGUUUUCAGAGGAGGGCAGGUCAGAGCUUCCCUGUCCCCUGUUGAUACCUCUCUGUCCUGCCUUAGCUAGCACAGGCUCAGGGUGAAGCAAAUGUUCCCAGCUCAGCCUGCUCCUGCGCGGCCUUGGCUCCUCCAAAGACUGAAAGUCAAGGAUGGGCUUUGACCAACCGCUAAAAACCGCACCUGUGAGGUUUGAAGAUGCCAAACAUCUACUCCUGUGAAAAAUCUCACCUAUGUGUGUGCAGUGUCCCUCCAGAGUCCUCCUGAGACCGGUUCAGGCUUAGCCAUUAAACAGCAGAGUGUGACC
Messenger RNA from Rattus norvegicus (Norway rat), 1254 nucleotides. RefSeq names its product prostaglandin E synthase (gene Ptges). The record is from RefSeq and is marked provisional. Gene Ontology annotation, cellular component: perinuclear region of cytoplasm; membrane. Lineage: Eukaryota; Metazoa; Chordata; Mammalia; Rodentia; Muridae. Gene Ontology annotation, molecular function: prostaglandin-E synthase activity; glutathione transferase activity. Gene Ontology annotation, biological process: cellular oxidant detoxification; prostaglandin biosynthetic process.